AUGACUGACUCUCCCACCCCAAAGUCACAACACAUCGCGCACACCCUGCUCGCCCGCGCCCAUUCCCCCGACACCGCAGCACAACAAUUCACCGAGCGCAUAAAGCAAAAACCACUCUUCCUCCGUCCAACCUCCCCCUCCGCCCAAGACAACAGAUCCAGACGCCGACUUCAACGUCUCCGCAAGAAAGACUACUUUAUCCGCCAUCAGCGCCCGCAGCCUCUCUCUGCUCGCGAAAAGCGUACCUCGGGCCUCUACGAUCUGCCCAAAGAUGAAUGCAAGCAUGCUAUUUUCAAGGGACUGCAUGCGAUCUGGAUUGGAUACAUGCAGGAUAUCUUGGAUCUAAAGGCCGAGGGCAAGAGUGGAGUUGUGACGCCGUUUUCGCAUGGUGCGAAGCUCGUCAGUGCUGAUUUCCACGGGGCGGAGGUCGAGGUUGUGAAGAGUCGAUGCGCUAGUCGCGUUGGUGUGAAGGGAAUCGUGGCGCGGGACACGAAGUUUACAUUCGAAAUUGUCACGGAGGCGGAUGAAGUGAAGACAAUACCAAAGGAGCACUCUAUCUUCCGGUUUGAAGUUCCAUUCCCGGCCUCGAUGGCAUCGGGAUCAGAUUCCGCUGCUGCAGGUCAGCAGCAGCAAAAGCAACAAGGACCUAAGCCGCUGGUCUUCGAGCUGCACGGCAGCCAAUUUGAGAACCGAGCCACGGACCGGGCGAAUAAGAAGUUCAAAUGGAAGAACAUCGACUAUCUAUGA
Messenger RNA from Penicillium verhagenii, 747 nucleotides. RefSeq names its product RNase P/RNase MRP complex subunit. Gene Ontology annotation, biological process: tRNA 5'-leader removal; rRNA processing. Bases 1 to 747 code for a protein of 248 amino acids. Gene Ontology annotation, cellular component: ribonuclease P complex; ribonuclease MRP complex. The record is from RefSeq and is a predicted model, not a curated record. Gene Ontology annotation, molecular function: ribonuclease P RNA binding. Lineage: Eukaryota; Fungi; Ascomycota; Eurotiomycetes; Eurotiales; Aspergillaceae. The transcript is spliced from 2 exons.